UGCCUCUUCAUAAUGUCAAAAUCAAAGACAUUGAUACCCGAUACAACGGCAGCAUCUCAGCAUGUAACCAAUAAAGACCUCAGUUGCUUACGAUGCCGGAAAAAGAAAGCAAAGUACGUUGUACCUUUUUUUUUGUUCUCUGUCUGACAAGAAAAGGCAUAAAAAAGGGGGGUUUGGGGGAGAAAGAACUUCCCAUUCUCACUCAAGGUGGUCCAUGCCAACGCGAUCCUUUUAGAUGUUCCAAAACAAGGCCGACAUGUCUACGCUGCGCUCGUUCCAAUCAGACGUGUGAAUACCCGGAUGCCCCGCCAAAUCUGACGAAUUUAUCGCAAAAGGUCCUGGAUCUGUAUGACACACUUCGGGAAUUGGAAGGUCAUUUUCUCGACAAGUAUAUGCAUACGAUGAAUGACGAUCAAGACCUUGCGGAUGACCACGACAAUAAGCCCGACACCAGCCCGACGCCACUUACCGAGUCGCCCAUGGUCUCUGUUUCCUUUGAUUGUUCAUCGCGUCUUCCUUCCGCGGAUCCACCAUCGUUAACGGCCGAUCACGAAACCCCACCUUCCAAUUGGUCCAUCGUUUUGAGCAUUGAUGGGCUGUCGCUUCAGACAUGCGCCCGAACCUUGACAGAAUUUCGCAGUGUGGCUUACGAUCUAGCCCACCAGUUGUGUCGUGAUUUUGGUGAAGAAUAUCUACCCAGUGGAUGGGAUAUCGAUCAUGACGCAGAAUACGAAAGCGAUUACGAACUGGAGGAGGACGAAUAUCUCGUCACGGUGCCCAUCUUCUCCAUCGAGUCCUUGCUUCCAUCAAGUCCUGUCACCCCACCCGCAUCGUCUCGAAUAUCGACUGCGGUCAUUGAUCCAUCGCAAACCACCUUUGACCCUCAUCUUGCUCACUUUGUUCACGAAAUAGAAUCCAAAUCUCAUCUCAUUUCCGAUCAACCUACGCCUUUUCCUCACCUUCUUCCGCUCCUGAAAGAAUUAUAUCCACUAUCCUUGGCACCUGCUCCUUUGAUCGACAGUCACGAUUACAUUCCCUGGCGAUUAUCCGUUGUCACCGCUUACAUUGCCUCCGUCUCAUUAUUGGAUCCUCCCUCUGGACCGUCCCCCAGCAUAUCGUGGCAGCCCAUGGCUGCUUAUGCCACUAGUUUAUUAAUUGACGGUUUACUGCAACUGGAUGGCUCACCGGGCUAUGUCUACCCUUUGUGUGCGACCGUGCUUGCCUGGGUUCACACUGUCAUGAACGACACGGCAUGUAUACAGUCACUGAUGCACAUCGCUGUACGGUCUUUACUUUGUACCAAUGACUGGCGAUCGCUGGCCGAUCCCUGUUGGUCGAUUCUUAUCUCCUGUCUUGUCCACCUCAACGUCUACGUCUCGAUUUUCUGGUGCCAGUGUCCGCCGCUGGGAGGUGGCACCUUGACGGAGAUGUGGCAUGUGGCGGCGCAGCUGAAGCAGUCAUCUGUACAACGCAUUGCCAGUCUUGGAAUUCAAACGGAGUUGAUCCAUCUUCUGGAUAACGUGCUUGGACUGUUUUACAAAGUGAAUAUCGAUGAGUGCCGCAAUCCACCCAUGCUCGUUCGAAAACUGGACGUCGAUGAUGUCUUGUCCCUGGUUCGCGAUCUGGAAAAUUGGGAACAGCAACUGCCUUCUUGGGCGCAAUGGAAAGCAACGAUAAGCAGUGACACGACGGAACUUCCUACGCAGUACUGGCAUAUACACAUGAUCUACAACAUCACGCAAAUUCUGCUGUAUCGACCAUUUUGCACCGAGUUCACCAAUGAUGGAGUCGUGUUAUCGGAAGAACAGACACACACAAAAUCGACGUUUCUCGACAUGUCCAUGACGGCCGCCCAUCGAUUGGCCGAGUGUCUGGGGCACAGGAUCAAAGACAAGCAUUGGAAUCAAGCCGCACAAGUAUUGAUUGAGGAUGUUUUCCAUCGUGUACGGCAAACGUUUGACAGCGAUCCAGAGAUUCUGCAAGAGAUUGAACAGAGCCAGACAAUUUUAAAAGCCGCCCUGGAUAGAAUAAAGUUGCCAUAACCAUGGUCGCACACUUCAUUGCCCUUUGAGUCGCUCGUACUACGUACCGCGUGCAACUCCAUAAAAAAGGCCCUUUUCUUGCUGAGCAUUGCACUACCUUUUUUACUUGCUGUCUUCCCUUUUUAGAAUUUUCAAUUGAAAUGGCACGGCUGGCCAGUGGGUUAGUUGGCUGGGUGAUUGGAUGCUUAUUCUUGAUGAUGGUGCCUUCCCAGGCGUUCUACAUUGGAGGUGAUACGUACCGCGCUUACAAGAUGGGUGAGCGU
Molecule: messenger RNA, 2305 nt
Organism: Radiomyces spectabilis
Lineage: Eukaryota; Fungi; Mucoromycota; Mucoromycetes; Mucorales; Radiomycetaceae
Exons: 2
Coding region: 93-2042 (649 amino acids)
Biological process (GO): regulation of DNA-templated transcription
Cellular component (GO): nucleus
Molecular function (GO): DNA-binding transcription factor activity, RNA polymerase II-specific; zinc ion binding
Source: RefSeq, a predicted model, not a curated record